Messenger RNA from Dermacentor silvarum, 1061 nucleotides. RefSeq lists its product as uncharacterized. The transcript has 8 exons. Bases 199 to 906 code for a protein of 235 amino acids. The record is from RefSeq and is a predicted model, not a curated record. NCBI's taxonomy places the organism in Eukaryota, Metazoa, Arthropoda, Arachnida, Ixodida, Ixodidae.
CUAAUGUGCAUGUGCACAUGCGCAUGCGUCAAGCAAAGGAGGUCAAUAUAAACUCGAGUGCGUUCUCUUAAAAUCAAUUUGUCGCGGCUGUCGUGUGUUUCAUUUAGAGGUUGUUCAACGUGACACUUCUAUUACUAACCGGACACACGGCACUUUCAAGCAGCUGGAGGCAAGCUCGUAUCAUCCAUUCCUAUUAGCAUGCAGAAAAAGCCCUCCUUGAGAACCUUGUGCACUAUGCUUCCCUGGUGCAUCGUGCCUGACCCUCCCUCUCCAUAUGAGAAGGCACUGCAUGAAACAGCAUCGAACCUCCUGAUUGUGUCCAAGUGCCCCUUCCUAGACAUUCCACGGCUGGCAAUUCCUUCAGAAGUGACACCCCUGCCUGACGUCAGCGAGAACUUCACAUUACCCUUCCAUGGAAGUGACCCAACGAAUAAUGGCACUGUAGAGGAGUGCACGCCAGGUACCGCUGCACUGCGAUGCAGAGUAGGACGUGAUGAAGAGAACCUCCGGGUGUGGUCUCCACAUGGCCUGUUCCCACAGUUCUCACCGCUUGUUCAACCCCUUCUGCAUGGCGCCUCGAUCACGGUAGAAAAGCACAGGUUUCUCUCAUGCAGACUGCGUGAUGAAAUCAUCCAGUUCCUGAACCAACAUAAGCUGAUCCAGAGCAAGAACACAUCAAUCAAGCGCUGGGAGUACUGUGCGCUUGGCCGGUCCUUGGCUACACGCUAUCCCAACAUGGCCUGGGAACAUGCCAGGCCUGGUGUGAAGUUGCAUUCCACGCAAAAGAAUGCUUGGAGUGUCUUCAUAAAACGCCUCAGCGCUUGCAGGAAGGUCCAGAACCAGAGGAUGAUAAAGCGGCUUCAACAUUCAAGCAGUUCUUGGGCCACUAGUGCCUUUUUGGGCUGAUAAAUAGCGGACGCAGGCAAGUGUUCAAAGGGCUUCAGCUGUUGCACUGAUGGCACUGAAGUCGCCAAAACAUUAUUGUAUAAUGAAGAUAACCGAAAUGGUUCACCUCCCUCCCCAGCCUCCCCAGGUAAUAAAAAUAUCCUUGAAUAAUUUCC